Messenger RNA from Hyla sarda, 951 nucleotides. Its product is annotated as olfactory receptor 11L1-like. Gene Ontology annotation, cellular component: membrane. The transcript has a single exon. Gene Ontology annotation, biological process: G protein-coupled receptor signaling pathway. Gene Ontology annotation, molecular function: olfactory receptor activity; G protein-coupled receptor activity. The coding region runs from base 1 to 951 and encodes 316 amino acids. The record is from RefSeq and is a predicted model, not a curated record. NCBI's taxonomy places the organism in Eukaryota, Metazoa, Chordata, Amphibia, Anura, Hylidae.
AUGAUUUCACAUCAUCAGAAUUUCAGUAAAGUUUCAGAGAUUUUGCUCCUUGGGUUUCAGAAUUUGAAGAGUUUUCACCUCGGUUUCUUCUUUCUCUUGCUGGUCACUUACUGUGUGACUGUAUGUGGGAACCUCCUGAUCAUUUUGGUGGUCUCCUCCAGCCGAUCCCUCCACUCCCCCAUGUAUUUCUUCCUCACCCAGCUUUCCCUCACCGACCUCUUGCUCACUACCACCAUCGCGCCCAAUAUGCUUCACAUCGUGUUACAUGAGGGAAGUUCUGUGUCUUUUCUAGGAUGUUUGAUACAAUAUUAUUGUUUUUCCGCCUCUGAGGCGUUGGAGUGUCUCCUCCUGACAGUGAUGUCCUAUGACCGGUACCAGGCUAUCUGUAACCCUCUUCAUUACUCCUCCAUCAUGGACCUCGCCUUCUGUACACGGGCCGUCCUGUUGUGCUGGUUGGUGAUUUUGGCGACUGUGGUGAUGAUCUAUUUCACGAUGAGUCGCUUGGAUUUCUGUGGACCGAAUGUCAUUGACCAUUUCUUCUGUGACUUAGAACCAUUACUGGAGCUCUCCUGUUCCAACACUUUUAUGAUGAAGUUGGAGACUUUGUUUUUGGUUAUUUUUCUUGCCAUUUGCCCGGUUGUAGUUAUCAUAGUCUCUUAUGUCUACAUUAUCAUCACCAUCAUGAAGAUCCCGUCAGUGACCGGGAGGCAGAAGACCUUCUCCACCUGUAGUGCCCAUCUGACCGUGGUUUCUCUCUACUAUGGGUCUCUUAUUACCACCUACGUGUUUCCACGCAAGCAAAAUGCCAAGACCUUCCUGUCCCUGUUCUACACGGUGGUGACUCCGCUCCUUAACCCAAUGAUAUACAGUCUGAGUAACACAGAUAUUAAGGAGGCCCUUAAGAAACUUUUCAAUAACUUUUCUGCAGUUUUCAAGAAAAAUGUCUUCUAA